ACAUCAGCGGAAGUGACCUUUGGUUUGUCAGAUGCUAACUGGUUGCUAAGCUGCAGCCGGAGACCGGAGCUCGAGACUGUCAACAACAAGUGUUUACCGGCGGCGGAGACCGAUUAGCUUCUCACGGUUUAACUAACAGCCAUUCAGAUGAUUAACGGCGGCCGACAGACCAAGGUGGAGAAGGCUCCGUGCAGACCGUAGAGGACAAGCUGAUGUCUGAACUCGCUGAUCCUGACUGAACUUCAUGAAUUAACCUCGGCACUUGUCCAGCAUUUCAGAGGAAGCAGCCAGUCUCCCGGUGAGAGCAGUAUGGCUGCAGCCAGCACCACCAAGAUCUCCUGGAGGCUGCAGGAGUUUGAGGCUCACUCCAGCAGCGUUACCUGUCUGGCUCUGGGGAAAAGCUCCGGCCGCCUGCUGGCUACCGGAGGAGAGGACUGCAGGGUCAACAUCUGGGCCGUCAGCAAGGCCAACUGCAUCAUGAGUUUGACUGGUCACAGGAACCCAGUGGAGUGUGUCCAGUUCAACACGUCAGAGGAGCAGGUCGUCGCUGGUUCCCAGUCUGGAUCAAUACGAGUCUGGGACCUGGAGGCUGCCAAGAUUUUCAGGACUCUGAUGGGACACAAAAGCAACAUCACCAGUCUGGGCUUCCAUCCGUUUGGACAGUUCCUCGCCUCCAGCUCCAUGGACACCAACAUCAAGCUGUGGGAUGUGCGGAGGAAAGGAUACGUGUUCAGGUACAAGGGUCACACUCAGGCCGUGCGGAGUCUGGCCUUCAGUCCGGACGGGAAGUGGCUGGCUUCAGCCAGCGAUGACUGCACCGUCAAGCUGUGGGACCUGACUCAGGGGAAGACCAUCACCGAGUUUAAAUCUCACACCGCAGCCGUCAACGUGGUCCAGUUCCACCCCAACGAGUACCUGCUGGCUUCAGGCAGCUCCGACAGGACUGUCAAGCUGUGGGAUCUGGAGAAGUUUACGAUGAUCGGCUCGUUGGAGGGAGACACCACUCCAGUGAGGUGUGUAUUUUUCAGCUCGGACGGCAGCUGUCUGUACAGCGGCUCCACGGACUCUCUGCGGAUCUUUGGCUGGGAGCCCGACCGCUGCUUCGACGUGGUGCCGGUGGGCUGGGGGAAAGUCUCCGACCUGGCAAUCUGCAACCAACAGCUGAUCGGUGUGUCUCACCAGCUGUCCAGCGUGUCGUCCUACGUGGUCGAUCUGAAGCGCGUGAAGAAGAGCGGCGGCUCCAUGAUCCAGGGAAUCAUCCAGGACAACCAGCCGCUCACAGAGCCAAAGGAUCCUAAAGGAGCCGCGCUGCGCAGGAACUACGAGAGACCCACAACCACCUGCAGCUCACAGAGGGUGAAGCAGAGCUCGGAGGCUGAUAGGCGGAGCCCCGAGGGCGAGAGGCGGAGCCCCAGCGAGGACGAGGCGGACGAGAAAGUGUCGUCGGCUGAAAUCCACAACGCCGAAGACUUCAAGGAGAUCUUCCAGCCGAAGAACGCCAUCUCGCGAACUCCUCCGAAGAUAUCGGAGCCUUUCCCUGCUCCUCCAGAGGACGGCUCCCCCCUGGCUUCCUCCACCCCUGUCCAGAGGGUGGAGCCUACAGUGGUCUCCUGUGCAAAGCGACCUGCGGCCCCCCCCUCAGCUGGUGGCCAGGCCUCCUCCAACCCCCCCGCCUCCUGCCUGCCUCCUCCUCAGCCCCCCGUCAUUACGGCGAAGCCCAAACCACCGAACCCUAAAAUCAUCCUGAGCAGCAGGAACGAGCCCAUCGGACUCAAUGUGGCCGACUUCCUGCCUUCUUCCCCCAACAACCGAGCCGUCUCCCUGAGCGAUGAGGAUGCUCUCUCUCAGCUGAAGAAGGGUCACGACACCAUGUGUGUGAUGCUGCGCAGCCGCCACAAGAACCUGGAGACGGUCCGAGCCGUGUGGGCCAGAGAGGACAUCAAGAGCGCUCUGGACACUGCUGUCUCCAUGAAUGACCUGUCGAUCGUCGUGGACAUCCUCAACAUCAUCAACCUUCAACCGUCGCUGUGGAAACUAGAUCUGUGCAUAACGGUUCUCCCUCAGAUCGACCAGCUGCUGCAGAGUAAAUACGAGAGCUACAUCCAGACUGGCUGUACGUCUCUGAAGCUGAUCAUGAAACAUUUCUGGAUGCUGAUCUCAGACACGCUGAAGGCAGCGCCGUCCGUCGGAGUCGACAUCACGCGGGAGGAGCGACACCUGAAGUGCCGAGCGUGCUGCAAGCAGCUGAAGAACCUGAGCAGCAUGGUGAAGAC
This is a messenger RNA of Perca fluviatilis (European perch), 2273 nucleotides long. It is a transcript of the gene katnb1, whose product is annotated as katanin p80 (WD repeat containing) subunit B 1. Gene Ontology annotation, molecular function: microtubule binding. Gene Ontology annotation, cellular component: katanin complex. Gene Ontology annotation, biological process: microtubule severing; microtubule depolymerization. Lineage: Eukaryota; Metazoa; Chordata; Actinopteri; Perciformes; Percidae. The record is from RefSeq and is a predicted model, not a curated record.